Ilex paraguariensis (yerba mate) is the source of this 397-nucleotide messenger RNA. The record is from the annotation of a GenBank genome assembly. NCBI's taxonomy places the organism in Eukaryota, Viridiplantae, Streptophyta, Magnoliopsida, Aquifoliales, Aquifoliaceae.
AUGGCUGCUGAUGCUUCUGAUGCUCUUGCAGUGAGGCAAAAAGUUCAACAGUUUCUCGAUGCGUCUCGUACCGGAAAUCUUGACCUCUUCAAGAAAUUAGCGUCGCAACUGGACGAUGGGAGGGGGCUGGCGCAAACGGUGGCUGAUGUAAAGGACGCUAACAAGCGAGGGGCUCUUCAUUUUGCUGCGAGAGAGGGCAAGACUGAGGUGUGCAAGUACUUGCUGGAGGACUUGAAGCUCGAUGUUGAUACAAAAGACGAAGAUGGUGAAACUCCUCUUAUUCAUGCUGCUCGGCAAGGACAUACUUCCACUGCCAAAUACCUUAUUGAGUGCGGUGCUGAUCCUGAAAUACCCAGUGAACUGGGGGCCACAGCUCUGCACCAUGCUGCGGGAAUAG